CCCCGCGGUUGCCAGGGUUACCGUUUUACGUCGAUAAAUGUGGAUUGGCAAAGUGAUAGUAUAAUACCGAUAUUUCCCGUCACUGCGAGGCUGACGCUUGUGCGCUGCAUUUCCCAAGCUGGACGAAGGCCUAGGUCGCCCGGGAAGCUGGGAGGGAGAGAGAGAGAGUGAGAGUGAAAGCCAGAAUUUCUUUGUUAUCAGGACUCAAAGAAAUGUCUUCGUGACAGACACUUAUUACCCUGCUUGGCAACAUCAUGGACCUCCGUCAUUGAUUUCUUGUAUACUACGACGGCUCUCACACACGUCUAGCUGCUCGAAGUAACCGCUCGUCCACGAUUCCAGCCGUAGAUAAUGGGCGGUGGAACUGGGUGGCCUGUUCAAAGUCCUCCCAACGACUAACACCUUCGGUAGAGAAAUCCUGGGUCCUCUUUUUAACCAAGAGCUGUAGGACCCGAGGGCUACAGGAAGAAGGACUCCUUUCAGUCAUCGUCGUCACCAUCGGCAACGCCUAGUUUCUUCUUUUUUUUAAUUCUUCCCUGUCAGUAGCGGCCCUGCUGGAGCGGCCCCCCCUCUUCGUCAUAGGCCCUCGGCAUAGGCCCACUGACACCUGUCGUCAGCAAGAGACUUCCCUUAUAAGCAUCCCCGCAUGAGACAAUGGCUACAGAUGCGCAGCGGCGGCAGCUAUGCCCGCGGCUGCUGGACUACAUGGUGGUUGUUGGGGCACGUGCCCCCGUCCGAGCUACGCCGGUCCAGCCUCCCGAACUGCUCCGUCGUUACCCCCCGGACGAUCACAAGGACUUUCCCUUGCCCCUGGACGUGAUAUAUUUCUGCCAGCCCGAAGGAUGCGUGUCCGUCGGGCCCAGGAAGACCUCCCUCAGAGAAGCCACGUCUUUCGUCUUCACGCUCACCGACAAAGACUCGGGCAAGACUCGUUACGGCAUUUGCGUGAACUUCUACCGCGCCGUUGAAAGAGGAAGCCUUGGGGGCGUAGCAAGCACUCGAGGGCGGGAUCGAGGAUCAUCCUUCAAGAGGGAGUCGUGGAGGACGAGCCUCGACAAGAGCUCUGACUCCGCUUUCUCCAGUGAUCACCGAUCAACUCUAGCUCCGAGCGACAGUGAGAGGGAUUGUCCAUCCUCACGUAGGGACUCAGAAAGUACAUCACCUGCUGCUCGUUUGGGUGUCAGCGCUCCUGCUAAUGAUUCUGACACAGGAGGCUCCCAUUCUCCAUCACCAAGAGCAGCCAGGAAGAGACAGCGCAUCCGCAAUCACUCUUUGACUUCGCUGUGUAUCAUCUCACACCAUCCGUUCUUCAGUGCAUUCCGGGAAUGUCUUUUCCUUUUGCGGCGAAUGAUAGACGCUUGCAACGAGAAUGCUUCGCCAAGAAGAGUAGGAGCAUCAAGGCAGAACAACAGAGACACAGUAUGGAGUGUGAUGACAGGGCGUCCACACGAUGGGGUUCCUAGCAUUAUUAUGCAUGAUGUUAGGGAAAUUGAAACUUGGAUCUUGAGGUUGUUAUCUGCACCUGUGUGUGUUCCUGGCAAAACUCGAGUUGAGUUGGAGUUGUUAUCAAAGGAAUUGCAUUCACCGAUAACUUUUGCACUGCCUGAUCACACACGAUUUUCUCUGAUCGAUUUUCCUCUCCAUUUACCACUUGAACUUCUUGGGGUUGAGUCUUGUCUUACAGUCCUUGAACUAAUUAUGCUGGAACAGAAGGUUGUGUUGCAGUCUCGGGACAAUAACGCAUUGUCCAUGUCAGUGCUGGCUUUUGUUACAAUGAUCUACCCUUUAGAAUAUAUGUUUCCUGUGAUACCUCUACUUCCCACAUUCAUGAGCUGCUCAGAACAGCUCCUUCUUGCCCCAACACCCUACAUUAUAGGCAUCCCAGCUUCAUUCUUGCUCUACAAAAAACAUUUUACCUCUGAGCCUCCCCUGCGUCCCCCCAGGCUUCCGGAUGAUGUUUGGCUGGUAGACCUGGAUGCAAAUAAAAUUUCGCCACCACCUAUCUGUGAUGAAAUCCCCCCUUUGCCAGAACCUGAGUGUACCAUCCUGAAGAACCAUUUGAAACAGUCAACAUUCAGUGCCAUGAGCAUUGAGGAGGACGCACUUCUAAUCCAUGGGCUGUACGAAUCUAACUGGUACUCAAAAUUUCAUCAACUAACUGUUGAAGCUGGGGCGAUAAAAUCCAUGGAUGAGGCAUUAGCUAGCAUGUCUCCACAGCCUCCUCCACCACGCACUGCAGAAGAAAUUCAUCGAGAAAAGUCCCUGGCUACACAUUACAAUCCUUUUAUAUAUGGAAAUGAUGUGGAUUCAGUGGACAUAGCUACAAGAGUUGCAAUGGUUCGAUUCUUCAAUUCUCAGAAUAUUUUAGCCAACUUCACAGAACACACGCGCACACUUCGCCUCUAUCCAAGACCUGUAGUUGCAUUUCAGAUUAAUUCAUUUCUCAGAUCAAGACCUCGUGCCACUCCAUUUUUAAAUAUGUUUGCCCGUACACAGGCUGUUGAGUUCCUAGCAGAAUGGUCUAUAACACCUUCCAACAUGGCUUUUCUUCGGGUGAAUACUGGGGUAUUUGACCCAACUUUGAUUGGAGAUAAAAGUAAAUGGUAUGCACAUACCUUAGAGCCUAUUGGUUUUAGGGUAUGGCAAGAAGGCAGCUCACUUGGUGCUACACUCAGGGCCGGGACACAGAUUGAUAAUCCUCCAACAGAUGAGAGUGGUAGUGACUCGGAAGGUGGAGAGAGUACGAGCAGCUCUUAUUCCUCAUUAAGUGAUUUUGUUGGUGACAUGCCUGAUUUAUCGCCAAACAGUGGUGGAGAUAUGUUCGCGGGGUAUGGGCCGCAAUUUGAAAAGGAGAAGGCCACCCUAUCAUCGGGACUUGAUCCUAGUUCAGUGUUCAAUCCACCUUUGUAUCUUCAGCUACCUGGAACUGUAUCUUCGGACUCUGCAGCUGUCAGUCAUCCUGGAUCUGUGUCUACUUCAUCCUCGCGCUCCUCUCUCUCCUCGGCUGAUCAAAAAGAUGAUGACGAUGAAGAGGAAACAGGUGAAGGCGUAAUGAAACUCGAGGAUGCAGAAAACCUUAUUGCUCCUACACCAACAUUACAUCCUUUACCUCUAAGGACUGAAGCUUUGGAGAAAACAGAUGAGGUCUUCACACCAGAGAGCGAUUCUGCUACAACAACGCCAAAAACUGUAGUGAGCAAUACCCAGUCCCCACUUCCACAUAUAAGCCCAACUCCUUCAGUUAGUAGUGAUGCAUCAAUAGCUACUUCUUCUUCAGAACGUGAUAGACCAACUACCCCUCGACCAAGAACCUUCUCAAAGGGGGCUAGUCCAACACCCCAGAAACAAAGCUCCAUUAGUAGCAUGUUGGCUCGAGCAUCUAGUUUGGGAUCAGGAAGUUCUGGUUCAGGCCCCACAAGACAGAGUUCUCAGAACUCCCUGCUAGAUCAGUUUACUUCUUCAGCUAAGGAGCUGAUAAAAGAAAGACAGGCUUCUCAGGAAGGAUCCUUCUUGUCACAGGUGGAUAAGUUAACGGAACAGUUUCGUAGUCAAGUGACGGAGCGUCUUGAGGUAGUGAAGCAGAGCAGUGGGGAAGAGGGGUCACUACUUAACCAGAUGGAUAAGUCUCACCCGGAAUCAAGUGGACAUUCGCAGAAGGAUAGGCAGGAUGAGGCUCCAUCUCUCUCCAGUCUGGCUGACCAGUUCACAGUACAGGCAAAGAGAGCAGCAGAAGGUGCAAGCAAAUCUGUUUCAGUUGCAAGCAAGCAAGCUCUUGAGGCUAGCAAGCAAGCACAACAGGUGAGCAAGUCUACCUUUGAGGAUAUCCAGUUCAUGGGGAAGCACACCAUUGGAGACUUCACCAAGACAGCACGAGAAGCAGCCAAGAAAGGCGGUAUUUUCUCCAAGGUUAGCCUCAAGGCUCUAGAACUUCGUGAUUCAUCCUUCGAGGGAAAACUUGCUGGGGUCACUGGGAGCAUACCCAGUAGCAGUAGCAUCAGCAGUAUUGGUAGUACAGGGACAGCUGGAAGUAUAGGUGGAAGCAACAUAGGAGGAGGAGGAGGAGGAGGAGGAGGGCCAAUGAGGACAGGAACAGGACCUGGGGUUGCUCAUGGUGGUGGGCCUGGUCCUCCUCCUGUUCCUCAUAGAACAGCACCCACCGCUGUGCCUUCCUCUUCGCCUCCCAUGCUCCAGAGAGGUCCACCUCCAGCAGUGCCUCCACGAUCUCCCAAGGCUCCUUUACAACCCCAAGCUGCUGUUACGGCUCCCCUUCCUACUCAGUCACAAAUAAGUCCAAGCCAGCCUCAACCAAGCAGAAAUGGGACUUCGAGUCGACUGUCUGUAAGCUCAGGAGGUAGUGUUAUGGGUGGCACAGACAUUUCAAGCAUAGGAAGUAGUAGUGGCAGCAGUGGUGGAAUGGGUGUUGGUGGAAUGAAUUCACGACGACAGAGCACUGCCAGCAGCUCUGGUGCACGGUCACCUACCAUGACAUCCUCAUCCUCUCGGGACUUCUUGACAAAUGUGAGCUCAGAGCUCAAUGAUUUUGCACAGCAAACUUCCAGCCUGUUCAGCGAUAUAUUUGUGGAAAAUGGCCAUGGCAGUUCGGCCUCGGUAGCGGCGCCAGCAUCCAGAAGGCUCGGACGCUCCCUCUUGCGUGCUCGUGGUCCUGGGAGCCGCAGCGUGAGCCCUUCCAACCUUGGGGCUUCUACUACUAGGACACGGGCUCAGCCAUUUGGACCUUUCCCCAAAGGACGCAAAGGAUUAGUAGAGAAGUCAUCACUAAUACGACACUCGGUAUCUGCCCAGCGGCGAGCUGAAUUAAGCAAGAUUGCAACUAUAGAGCAAAGAACAACAUCAGCCUCAGAAAAUCAAGCCUUCUUGAAGGAUGUGCUCACCCAAGUCAUUGAAGGAGAAGGAAUAGGAUGGCUUAAACUGAACAGAGUUAGAAAAUUAAUGGAAGAUGAAAGUUACAGAAUGCUGGUGGUUUCAGGCCUUAAUCGUACUUUAGAAAGGAAAAUUGGUCCAGAUGAUCACAUAGAUGAUGUUUGUAUCAAGAAACCAGUGUGGAAAGGAAUGUUGAAGCUGAUUAAUGCUGUUGUUGCUGGUUUAGAAGUUACCUACAACAAUAUAAGUGUUGGAGGUACAUCUUCAGCACUUCAAGCCUUGGAAAUUUCUCAUACUCAUUACUGGAGUCGAGAUCUUACAGAUCCUCAUGUUUUAGAAAUGUCUGGUGGCUCUUCUGCCCUCUCUCAGUCUUCCAGUCCCUUGGGCAGCCUUGAGAAUCUCCCAUCCCCUGGGAGCCCCCAAGGGUCUCCACUUCCUCCUCAUUCUCCUCAACCACCUUAUGAAAGCUCUGACUGUUCAAGAAAGUCUUCACAGUCUGAUAGUCCUUUUCUUACCUCAGGCCCCCGUGUAGUCCAUGAUCCCAUAAGGUCUCCAGAUGCUGAUUUAUCUGAAACGGCAACUGCAGAUGUUCUUAGAGACUUACUAGUACAGAAACGACAUGUAUUACUCUCUAAGCUGCAAUCUCAGGAUUCAGAAGCUGGAGAUGCUGUACCUGGAUCAGAGGGACCGCCAUCUUGUGGGGCAAGUGACACUGGUUCUAUUAUCACUAAUCCUGCAUUUCAAAGACAAAGAGUAUCAAAUCAGUCCAUACGAUCUACAGUAUCAGACUCCGAACUUGAGCAAGGCAUUUUUCCCCGUGGCUCCAAAAGAACCUCAAGUAUGUGGUCUAGUAAAUCCUCACUUUCUACUGGAUUUAGGUACCAUGCUGGUAACAUGAUACCAACAAAUUCCACAACACCUCACCCAGAUUCUGGGAGAACAUAUCUAUUUGAAGGCCUGAUUGGUAAAGAAAGAUCACCAUUAUGGGACCAGAUGCAGUUUUGGGAAGAUUGUUUCCUAGAUGCUGUUGCUCAAGAACGAGAUAUGGUGGGCAUGGACCAGGGUCCCAGUGAAAUGAUGGAAAGGUAUAAUAAUUUAAGUGAAUCCGAGAGAAAAAGGUUGGAACACGAAGAGGACAGAUUGCUAUCAACUAUGUUAUAUAACCUUGUGGCCUUCAUGGUGAUGGUGAAUGUGAGAAAAGAGGACAUAAAGCGAAAAGUGCGAAGACUUCUUGGCAAGUCACACAUUGGCCUUGUAUACAGCCAAGAAGUGAAUGAGCUGCUAGACCAGAUAAACAAUUUGCAUGGUAAUGAUAUUGAUCUCCGGCCGCUUGGAUCUCGUCAGAUGCACAGGCAGAGUUUCACAGUGCAUUCUGGAACAGAUGCAUCUGGAGAUUUGCUGUUCUUGGAAGUUCGUGAUGAUGGCCUUAUUCUUCGCUCGGUUGGUGGAGUCAUUGUGGAACGAUGGUGGUUUGAGCGACUUGUCAAUAUGACCUACUCUCCAAAAAAUAAAGUCCUUUGUCUUUGGAGGCGAAAUGGAGGCCAGACACAGCUCCAUAAAUAUUACACAAAAAAGUGCAAAGACCUCUACUACUGCAUUAAAGAGGCUAUGGAGCGAGCAGCAGCCAGAGGGGUCGGAGCUUUACCGGGAGUAGAGCUUGGUGGUGAAUUUCCUGUUCAGGACAUGAAGACUGGCGAGGGUGGCCUUCUACAAGUUUGCAUGGAAGGUGUUGGACUGCUGUUUGCCACAAGCAAGGUAUUUACACAGAUGGAUGAUAAGGGGGAUGGAGAGGCAAGAGAGACAAAAGAGAGCACAGGAAAAUUCAAUCCUCAACAGUCCAUGACAAGUAGUAUCUCAUUGCAACCAUCAGUGAGAGUGGAAGGUUACAGUUUCUUCGUUCGCUUGGACCAUAUCAGAAAGUGCUUCACUCAGAAAGGAGGAAUAUUUGUUUUAGAGGAGUACAAUCCUAAAACUCGUCAUGUAAUUCAAAGGAAAUACAAAUCUGCAAUGGCUGAUCAGAUUUGUUAUGCAGUAUUGUGUGUGUUUUCUUAUGUGGCUGCAGGAAGUGAACAGAAGAAAAUGGAAGUUGCACAAGAACAUGCAAAGCUUGCAGCAGCAGUAGCUGCAGCUGCCCAUAAACGACAUUGAAAGCCUGUAAAAUAAAUGUAAUACUUUAUUGCAGCUGCAAAUUUCAUUUUGAUAAUUAACAGUAUUGAAUCAUUACUGUAAGACACAGAAGCCUAGUAUUGCAAUUUGGAGCAAUUUUUGGCUUUGUCAGGAACCGUUGAGUUUACCUGUAUGCAGUUCUCAAGAGAACACAUUCAUAAAUAUAAUUGGAAAUACUAAUUAUUGUAGAGCAAUAAGCAGUAAAAGGCUGUCUGAUGUGUGAUAUUCAUUUUGUAAAUGUGACUAUAUUUUAUCUGUUGUGUAACCAAAUUGUCGAGUUCAAAUUGUUAAUUAUCUUUAAUCACAAAGGAUGGCAGGUUGUUUUUCAAUUUUGUAAAAUGUAUGUAGGAAAGAAAACUGCAAGAGUCACUGGUACACAAUACGCAACUCAAUUAAAUGGGUACACUAGGAAAAAGCACUCCAAAAUACAGUCUAUCACUCUUUAAGCAAGUUUGGUAUGAUCUUUGAAAUAUGUGCAGUUAAAAUAACAGAACUUUGUAAAAAAAAAAAAAAAAUAGUUUAGAAAAUAUUAAAAAAGGUAAACAUUACUUCAUAUUGCAUUAUCCCACUUCGGAUGCCCUUUCUGGAUACUUAACUAUAUGUAUAUUGCUUCUGCAUAAUUAUUAUACUCAAAAUUCUCAAGUCUGGUUUUAUAAAGGUCAUAAAAGGUGGAAAAGUGCAGUUUAUAAGAUAAAUUUUACUUGAAAGUGGGAAUUAGUAAACACCAAUGAAACAUGAAAUUGAUAUGUUCUUUAGAUGUUCUUAUACUAUUCUUGAAAGCAUAUCUGCUAUAUUGCUGUGAAUUUUUGGUAUUUUGCUAUCUAUAAGAAUACUACAGCUCUGAGUCUAUACAUACUUAUUUUAAAUGGAACUCGUUAAACUGUUUGAUGAUCCUUACCAGUGAAUAUAGAUUUCCUUUAAUUGUUGAUUCUGUAAUAUAUUUCAAAUUUGUACUUUUUGAUAGACACUGGUAUUUGUGCUGGUGCUACAGUAAUAGGUAUUAUCUUGUACUGUGUACUAUACUUCAGAAUUUUUACAAUAAGUGUUGUAAAUGUUUAGGCUAAUGCAUGUGUAAAUUAUUGUACAUUGUGUAGAUAUUGUAAUUUGAACAUUGUUAUUCUGUAUGUAAGUACACGUCCAAACCUCAUUAAUGUGCGUGUAUUUUGUUACUUGCUUUUUCAUUUUUGUUCAUCACAUAAAAAGAAAUCAGUGCCUACCACAUGUAAUACUUUAGACGUAGCAGUAGAUUAGUUUGGUAAAAUGUUAAAAUAUUUAAUUUUGUUACAUAGGUCUGUAGUCAUGUGGUCCUAUUUAAUUUUGUAUAAUUACAAGACUGAUAUCUACAAAAGAAAGAAAGGCUUAUUAAAAAAUUAAAUAAAGAAAAACUGAAAUGUUACAGGAUCAUUUAAGGAUGUCAGAAGUACAAUUCUUCAUUAAAUUGAUUUUUUCAGUCAUGUAGAAGCUCUUGACUCCAAAUACAUAACUGAUGACCUAAUGAAGAUAAGAUAAAUGUUAAAUUCUGUGCAUUAAUCAUGUAUGCACAGUAGUACUGUUAUAUGAAGAAUAUUAAAUACUGGGCAUUAAUUAUGUAUGGUACGUACGUGUAAAUUUUCAUAGUCACGAGUGUUUAUGCAGAAUAACCUUGUACAUUGGCUGAAUAAAGAUAUAUGAAAUUUUAUGUUCUCAAGAACUGUCGGGAUGGUUCUCUGAAAUGUACUUUUAUUGCUGUGGGUUAUAAAUAUAAGUGCACUCUUAAAACCAACUCCUCACAUAUGUAAAGAAUAAUGAUCAAAUAUGGUAUGUAAUGAGAAUUAUAAUGGUUGUUCUUAGCCUGGCUAACAGUAUACAAAUUUUAUGGCGCUGAGAUUUUGUAAAAAAAAAAAUAGCAUACAUCAAAAUCCAUGUAACUUAAAUAAGUCUAAACUAACAUUCCAUAUUUGAAAUGAGUACUAAACCUGUACAUAAAAAGGCCUCAAUUUAUUGAUUUUGUUAAGAAAUUUACUUUGUAUAAACAGACAGGCUUAAUUGAAAAUGUACAAUGCUAUAUGUUUCUACUCUCAAAAUGUUUUGUAAUGUUGCAAGUAGAUAAAUACUUACAAUAAACUUUAAACCAUUUUUCUGUAUGUGCAACAUUGGUUAGUAUAAAUGGAACACAUUACCUUAGAAGUUAUUGACUAAACAGCACAUGGCAAUCAGUAUUAUCUUGCAACCUACAUUCUUGGAGGAAAUGUGUGCACCAUAAUAAAAAAUAGUUCUUUAUUGUACAAAUAGCAAGCCUUUAAAAUUCUUCAUAUGCCAUUUCUCUAACUUGCAUAUGCCAUUCAAAUAUGAGUGGGCCAUUUUGGGGAAUUUUCCAAAUAAAAAUUAAAAAAUACUGUGAAAAAUAUAACCUUCAAAUGACACUAUCAUUAAUAUUGUGUAUAGCUCAAAGUGCCUUUUCAGUUGUAGGACGUAUAUAAAGCAGUACCAUUUCCCAUGCAUAUCAGUACAGUAUAUUCAGUAUUACUGUUAAAAGCCAAUUAACAAUGCGGACACAAAGGUACAUUUAAGAGAACUUUUCUCCUCAUUAAUCUGAAGUUAUUGUGGUUAAUGUUACUUGUACGUACGUAUGUACUAGCAUAAAAAUUAAAUUGCAAAAGUUAUGGGGAAAAUACUGUAACCAAAAAUCUUAAUGUCUCUCUACAUUAGAUUUUUUUGUACAAUUGUCUGUGAUUGCUAUAAGGUGAUUUUUUUGUGUGUGCUGUAGUAAAAAGAAGAAUAAUAAAGAUUUUUAUUCCUAUGUAUCAAUGUUAAUAGCAUACCAAACAUGAAACUGAUGUUACUAUGAUUAUCUACUAUAAAUUAAACUUCUUCAUGCCUACAUUACUACUGUGACACACGACAUAAUGCAUUUUUGGUCUGUAAAAAAAAUAUUGUUCUUGUUAUUUAGAAGUUCAAGCCAACAAUGUUACUAGGCUUUCAUUGGUCCCAUAAAAUGAAUAGUUAUUAAUGUUAGAGUAUCACUAGCUUCUGAAGGUCAGUAAGUAAAAUUAAUGGAUCUUUGGAUGCUGGUUAUCUUGGCAUAUAGUACUAGACAAAAUAAUAAUAAAAGCUAAUCAACUGGUAGCCUGGUAUCCCAAACAGACUGCAAUAUCCUGAGACCUAAUAUGUAACUGAUGCCCAUACUUUCAGUCUAGUGGGAACUUUGCCUCAAUAAAUUUUAUUAUGUGGAACAGGUGACGUACUUCAAGUGAGGAUAACCCAAAGAAAACUCGGGUAUAAAUAUCAGAGGUUUUGAGUCACCACACAACACAAAAGCCACCAACUAAAGGUCCAACAUAGGCCAAAUUACUGACAGCUUGUAUUGUGUGAACAAUAUCAAUACUCUGUAGAAUAGAAAGGUAAUGAAUACACUGCAAAGCUAUGCAAGUAACAAAUAUACUGCUUGGAAUGCAUUGACUAGCUAAAUAAAAGGUUCAGGCUAACCUAACUAAAAUUGUGACUCCAGGUGAAGGCCUUUCCAAAGCAAUGGUGGGUAACUGCUUAUACUUGGAUAAAAUUUAAAUUAAAAGAACUCGCAACAAUACUGGAUUCAAUUUAAAUUAAAAGAACUCACUACAGCUUUUAUAGUUAAUGUGCAAAUGGAAACUUCAAAUUAUAGGAGAAAUACCACAAAAGCAAAUUAUACAAAGACAUGUAACCAUAACACUAUCAGUGACAAAGAAAGAGAACAGUGUGGUUCAGGACAACAGAUUACUAAAGGAAGAUUCAGUCAGAUCGCAGGGUUCCCAACAACUAUAGUCCUGGCUGGACUCAUGAAUGAUUAACUUCUUUGUUAGAUUUGAUAGUUAUGAAAAUGGAAUUUGCAUUAAAAAUUUGUAAUAGUAUAGUAUAGGCAGUCCCCGGGUUACGUCAGGUUCAGGUUACGUUGUUCUGGACUUAUGAUGCUUGCCUCAUGUGCUGUUAACCACAAUUUUUCAGCACCGAAAGUGGAUUUACGGUGCCAUUACCUGCUUUACGGCACUGUAAGUGUUAUGUAUUCCUAUUAUGUAUAAUUAAGAUGAUUCGUUAAGGCAAUUUUUGGCUUGCAGCAUCCUGCUGGGAAAAGAACCCUCACCGUAUCCUGGGGACUGCCUGUACUGCUAUUCCAAUAAUGUUCAGCAAAAUACAUCACACAUGACACCAGAGGUGUUAAGAGAGAACAUUUACAGUGAGAGAGUCAUACACAACAGAACCAGUAAACCCUAUAAGCCAAGAUAUACAGUAUGUACUGACCAUCAAACAACAUAUGAAAGAUACCUUAAAAGACAUACAACUUACAAAGAUCACAGUAUGUAUGUGUACAGCACUGUAGUCGUAUCUGACAAAGUUAUCCUGAAGUGAGAAAAUAAUUUGAUAAGCAGUGCUGUACUUAUUAUUCCAAACAUCUGAAAUUGUUGAGGAUAAACCAAUAUACAUCCUUAAGAAAACUAAAUCUCUAUAUUUAAUUAAAUUCGUAUGUAAUUCAUGUACAGUAGAAUUAAAAACUAGGUUUGAUAUUUUGUUGAAAUACAGUACAUAUCCUAUGAGAUUAAAUUAAUACUGUACUGUAAUCUGUGUAGUAUAGUGUACUGUUAACAUUAUUGUAUUACCCACUAAAUUUCUUUUGCUGUAUCCAAGAGGUCGACUCAGUUUAUACCUUAAAUGCUAGUACAGUACAAUAACCUUUGCUAAAUGACUUGUAAACAAUUCUGAAUACUAUGUCACUUACUACCACACCAAAUAAGUUGCUUUCCUUUAUGUGGCCUUAUAAAUCUGAAAUAGUUUCUCGAAUACUAAAAAAAAAAAAAAAAAAUCCUAAACAUGUUGCAAGUGAAUAACAAUCAAGUGACAUCCAAAAAAACAGAACUUCAACCAUUUCUUUCAAAAACAAAUUUUUCAUGGAGAGCACUGGGACUAUUUAAGGUUUAGUUGUCAGUGUCACUUUUAUUUUCAGUAUAAGCACAUUUCUAUGGUAACCACAGCAUAAGACUUAAAAUACAAUAAUAAUAUUCACUUACAUAUAUUUCAUGAUGUGACUGUUGUAACUUAUUGAAUUAAUGACUAGAACAGCACGCACUUUACAGUGACUGAAUACGCAUGUAUUUUUCAUUAUAAAUCAAGUAUCUGCCAUACAGUAUUUUCCUUGUUUAUAAAAAGUUUAUAUUUCAUUUACAUCAACUGUGAAUGGAAUAUGAUUUCUAUACUAUUCCCUUACGAUAUACUUAAUAUGUACAUUUCUCCAAAGAGGCAAAGGAAAGUUAAGCAUCUCACGUCUGAAACAAAUAGAAUGUGAUAUGGUUUAUCUGGUCUCAGGAACAUUCAUAAUUCAAAAGUGAUUUAUCUUAAUUUAUUACAAUUACUGGCUUAUGAUACCAAUGCAAAAAAAUUCCGAGAGUCAAUUCUGUAAUGUUAAAGCCUUGAAAAAUAAGUUGAUGAAUUUUUUCCCAUACAUUCAUGAAGUCAUGAAUGACUUUAUAAAUUAUAAUUAUUUUUUCCAAAUUUAAAGUAUUUUCAUGUAUAUGGUACAGGGUCUUCUGUUAAGCAAUGAGCAGAUUUAUGGUACUCGCAUGCAAUGUAAAUUCCUUGGGUAAUCACACAAUGUACAAACUUCAACAUAUUUUGACCAAAUCUCAAGACAUUUUUCUUACUGUGGGUAUCAGUUUCAAGUAUCCUUCAACUGUAAGCUAUAUUCUAGAAAAGCAUUUCUGCAAAAAUCUAGUAGCUUUCUAACCUUGCUGUAUGUCUUUAUUCAACGUGAGCCUUAAAUAGGGACUAAAAGCUUUAGGAUUUAUAACAUCAAUACUAUGUAUCAAAUAGAGUAAAUGAAGGCACUUCCAUCUUUGACCAUUUUAAAAUCCUUAAUGCCUCUAAUAAAAAUGGACUUGUAAACAAACUACAACUUUAUCUUUCUCCACAAGGACAGCAUUUUCCAUAACGAGGAAUAAAGAAUGACAUCUGACUGUUGCCAUUUCUAGAACCAUUUCAAGUUUAUCUUCAUAUAAUUAACUUUAUAGCCGAAAUGAAUGCGGAAGAAAUUAAAUACAUCAGACUUGGUGCAAGUUAGCCGUAACAUUCACUGCUCUGUAAACACAACAUCAUGUAGUGUAUAUUAAUGCACGUAAAAUUAUACAGUCUAUAUUAUAUUGUGAUAUUUUAAUUAAAGUGGAACAAUGUUUAGCACAUACCACAAGGAUUUUCAGGCUUGUAUAAUAGCAGUGUAGCCUACCCCUCAAGAGUUCUAACAAUGUGAUGUGCAUCAUAAGUCAGAAUUGCCUUGGUUGUAGAGAUUUAUACUUUAGAUCUUUGGAAGGACAUAUCAAUAAAAUGGUGUGUUCAUA
Molecule: messenger RNA, 13385 nt
Organism: Macrobrachium nipponense
Lineage: Eukaryota; Metazoa; Arthropoda; Malacostraca; Decapoda; Palaemonidae
Gene: Rab3-GEF
Product: MAP kinase-activating death domain protein-like
Biological process (GO): regulation of apoptotic process; regulation of Rab protein signal transduction
Cellular component (GO): cytosol
Molecular function (GO): guanyl-nucleotide exchange factor activity
Source: RefSeq, a predicted model, not a curated record